GCAAGAGCGCGCCCGCCUCUCCCUGAAUCGGCCACGGAGGAAGGAAGCUGCCCUCGCUUUCUGCUGAUCGCAGCCGGCUCCGGAUCCUCGGGGCUCUCUCGCCGGCCUCAUGGCUCCUGCGUCGCGGAUCUCGAACCUGCGCCAGGCCGGCAAUGAGCAGUUCCGCAGCGGGCAGUACGCGCAGGCGGCGACGUUAUACGGCCGGGCUCUGGAGCUGCUGGAAGCGGCAGGAGAUGCAAGUGCUGAAGAGAAGAGUGUUCUUUAUUCCAACCGUGCUGCCUGUUACUUGAAGGAUGGCAACUGCAGUCUCUGCAUUAAGGACUGUUCUGUUGCCUUGGAUCUGGUCCCUUUUGGAAUCAAACCCCUGCUGAGGCGGGCGGCAGCCUAUGAAGCUCUGGAGAGAUACCAGUUAGCCUAUGUGGACUACAAAACUUUAGUACAAGUUGAUUGCACUAUUCAGGCUGGACAUGAUGGAGUCAACAGAAUGACCAAGGCCUUAUUGGAAAAGGAUGGUCUUCAGUGGCGUCAGAAGCUGCCACCCAUCCCAGCUGUCCCUGUUUCUGCUCAGAAAAGAUGGGAGCCUCCUUUAGGAAGCAAUGAAGCUAUUGCAAGAAGCAACUCAAAUGAGCCCGUAUGUGUCACAAAGCAAGUGCCUUCAGCUGCUGCCACUGAACAAGCAAAUAAGCUGAAGGUAGAAGGAAAUGAAUUUGUGAAAAAGGGCAACUAUAAGAAAGCUAUUGAGAAGUACACUGAGAGUUUAAAACUUCACAAGCUGGAAAGCACCACUUAUACUAACAGAGCUCUUUGCUACUUGAAUCUGAAGCAGUACAAGGAAGCAAUUCAGGAUUGUUCAGAAGCCCUUAAAUUAGAUGCUAAAAAUGUCAAAGCGUUCUACAGACGAGCACAAGCAUAUAAAGAGCUCAAGGACUACAAGUCCAGCGUGGCGGAUAUCAACACUCUCCUGAAAAUUGAACCAAAGAACAAUGCUGCUCAGAAACUACGACAAGAAUUAAGCAAGCUUUCAAAAUAAGAGUCGCUCGCAAAGAACUUUGUUCUCUCCUGAAGAUGACACUUUUGUUCCCUGUAAAAACUGUUGUUGGGACCAGGCUGAAGGUAGGGCUCGUUAGGAAGUCUGCCUUCUAGACCUGCUGCUGCCACUCAGGUUCCAUGCAAUCUAUGUACAAAAGUUAUUCAGCCUUUCUAUCAAGCCUUCAGACAGUGCAGAGAAACCUUUGAGGUUCUUUACUUCCUAGUAUAGUUACUGGUUUAGGAACUGGAAAAAAAAUCUCUGUUAACCGAUGGAGCUGAAUAGCACUUGUCAUAGCGUUGAAUUUCUGGGGUGUGUUUACAGAGAGAAGAACUUCCCACUUGCAGUUCGGUCUACCGAUACACCUAGGUAAUGACUACAGUGUAUACAAAACCCCGGGGGCUGAUGCAGUGGCAGAGGGAAGCGAGGACAUCAAAAGUUGUGUGUGCUUUGCCUUAAUUUUUGCCCCCUGGGCAACACUGCAGUAUCUGGUCCCCAAAGCAUAAUUUAGGAACUUCAAAGUCACUUUUCUUUUCUAUUACCAAAGAGCCGAAUAAAUCUUGGCUUUCCUUAUAUUUUACAGUUAAGGGUUUUUGUUUGUAAGCCUCCGUUUCCUUAAGGUUAAACGCCUUCUAUGUGUCCCGUACAUGCAAAUACAUACGAUUGUACAAGGACACUUUUAUUCCUCAUAUACAUGGAAGAGUAUUAACUUUCUUGCCAUGUCAUAGGACAAAAAAACAAUGUAGGGCAGCAUGGAUAUUUUCUUUAUGUCUUAUUUGAAUGCUCACAAAUAAGUUGCUGGGUUACUAAGACUGGCCGUUCAUCAUUUCACACUGCAGGUAGAGCGAGCUGACCCUCUUUUUAAUGUAAUAAUUCCUUUCCUGGGCUGCACCGUCUGUUUCAUGAGAACUGAGUAUUAAGUGAGUAGUGGUAACAGACCUGCUUGCUGUUUCAUAGAACUAGACUUGUGGUUAUAUUCAGGGCAUGCACCAAGUUCUUCCCAAUACUGGUGUACUGUAAGACACAAUGCAAAUGGCAGCUGCUUUCUUAAUGUUUGGAAAUUUUGACGGGAGGAGAAUGCGUCCCCCAGCACUCUUUUUUUUUCCUGUGUAAGGCCUUGCCUGUAAGGAGUGAAGCUGAAUUCUGGCACCAUAAAUUCGUCCAUAGCUGGGUGUUACAUUGAACUUUUAAAUAAACAAGUUUGGUUGACUUUG
Messenger RNA from Sphaerodactylus townsendi, 2241 nucleotides. It is a transcript of the gene TOMM34, whose product is annotated as translocase of outer mitochondrial membrane 34. NCBI's taxonomy places the organism in Eukaryota, Metazoa, Chordata, Lepidosauria, Squamata, Sphaerodactylidae. Bases 110 to 1030 code for a protein of 306 amino acids. The record is from RefSeq and is a predicted model, not a curated record. The transcript has 7 exons. Gene Ontology annotation, cellular component: mitochondrion; cytosol. Gene Ontology annotation, molecular function: heat shock protein binding.